CGGACUUUAAAUAGAGGCUGCAGAAGAGAGCGCACAUAACGGACUGAAAAGCUCUGAGGCAUAAGCAGGACAUCACUUUAAAACAAGCGAACAUUUAAUAUAUAUAUAUAUUUUUUAUAUAGCAUUUUAUUAAUUGAACUCUUCUUGUUUGGAUACCAUGGCCAACUCCGGACUGCAGCUCCUCGGCUUCUUCCUGACACUAGUCGGUCUAGGUGCCACUCUUGGAGCUACUCUUAUGGUUGAAUGGAAGAAGGAGGGAAAGACAAGCUACAUCUAUGAGGGCUUGUGGUCUAGCUGCCACGAGAGUGGCCACGAUACACUAUCCUGUGAAUCUCACCAUUCCGUCCUGGAGCUGCACAUUGAGUUCCUGGUUACCAGGGUGGUGAUGCUGUUAAGCAUCUUGGUCUCCUCUGUGGCGUUGUUGAUCUCCAUAGUGGGAAUGAAGUGCACCCACUUCAUGGAUGGCAGGCCAAAGGGCAAAUCUGCCACAGCUAUGGCCGGAGGCAUCUUGUUCAUGAUUGCAGGUUUAAUGACCAUCUCAGUUACUUCCUGGUUUGUCACAAAGAUUGUAAAGGAGUUCCAUCAUUCUCAUCGCCUGGAAAGCUUUGAGUUUGGUGUCGCGGUGUAUGUCAGCUGGGCUGGUGGCCUCCUCACUAUGGCUGGUGGUGCUCUACUUAGCUGUCGGAGAUGCUGGCGGACCAGAGAGAGUGAAUCCAUAAGUGGAAACUGCCUCUUCCCUCCUUCCAACCAAAACUCUAACUACGUCUAGUGGAGGAGAGCUGGGGAAGGCCCAGGAGAGGCCUCGAUACACUCAGUCCAGCAGUGAAAUUAAAAACUGGAGCACGUGGUUGUUUCCACGAUGAGGAAAUGUCCCACUGCAAAAUUAUAAAUACUACACACUGAUCAUCAAGACAGUAACCAGGAUCAGUAUGACACACCAGACCAGACUGUGUUUGAUAAGCUUGAGUCCCAUUUUUCAGAUUCAUUUGUGUGUUUGUUGGGUGCAGUUGCUGCAGCAAUUUCUACUGCCUUCAGUUGUUUUGUUUUUUAAAUAUAAAUUAGGAUUGCAUUUUCAAAUUACUUCAGUUUACACGCGAUGAACUUUGCCAGGCUGUUUGUAUGUAAGUAUGAAAUCAUGCAUUCACUCCUUACACAUAGGAACAAAGAACAUUUGUUCUAUAAUGAUAGUUUACAGUACUUGACUCACUGGAGCAAAACUUUUUCAAUGUAUGUUGGUGCACAAGUCAUUCCCUUUGCCUCCUCUGUUGAACACUGGUGUUAAUAUAAAUUUGUUUGUAUGUUGUUAAUUGUAUGACGUACGUUUUUUUUUUUUCUUGUAUUGUCAUAUAAUUUGUUUGUAUUGUUGUGUGUCAGUUUGAAAGAUGUUUGUAGAUUUUGAGAAGGAAAAUAAAAUUAAUUUGUAUUCAA
This is a messenger RNA of Larimichthys crocea (large yellow croaker), 1428 nucleotides long. RefSeq names its product claudin-19. Bases 158 to 769 code for a protein of 203 amino acids. The record is from RefSeq and is a predicted model, not a curated record. Gene Ontology annotation, molecular function: structural molecule activity. Gene Ontology annotation, cellular component: membrane; bicellular tight junction. The transcript is spliced from 4 exons. Lineage: Eukaryota; Metazoa; Chordata; Actinopteri; Sciaenidae.